UCCAACUAUUUUUGAAAAAGUGUGUGAAAUUUGUGCAGUUUACUAAUUUCUUUACGUGGGAGCGAAAUAAACAGAUGAUGAGUAGUGCAAGCACUUUUGUGACGUUUCCGGCACCUCCAGGUCCAGGGAUGGUGACUGUUGAAGAAAGCAUCGGUAACCUGAGAUCACUUCCGCAGAACCAGGCAAAACUUCGGGUACAAGGAUACCCUGAUGUCCAAAUAAGCAAAGAUUCAACACGUAGCCUCACACAGCGAGAGAACGCGAAGUCAGCCUUUCUGCCUCACAAUGAGACAGUGUCAAAGCGAGUUUACCAUGCUUGGCAGGACACAGGACUAUCUGGAUCCUUGGAGGAAAUUAUCAAUAGUUCACAAGAUGUGCCCAACUGGGUGUGUGGAAUAUCACAGCAGCUCCUCAUGUUGACAAGAUGGACUAGUUCUCUCCAUGGCUCAUUCUCCCCACAUUUAGCUCUGUCAAACGAUGAGAUUGUGUCAAAGUUCACGAGUAUCCAGCACUGGUCCACCAGUCCAAUCAAGGCGUUUGACUGGCAUCCACAUGUGGUGAAGUUUGCGUACGCCCUGCAGGACGAUUCCAUUCGAGUCCAUUGCGGGUCGACAGAAUUGGUACCAACCCUUAAACACAAGCUGCAGAAGAACAUAGCAGAUCUGAAGUGGCAGCCCAACUCCUCGUCUAUUCUGGCGGUGGCAUGUCAGUCUGGUGUCCUCAUUUGGCACGUGGAACCUACUUCUUUAGCAACAAGACCUUCCUCGAGCUCCGUCCAGGUCUUGCAGCGAAGUGGUCACACUCCGGUGACCAGCCUCAGUUGGAGUCCUGAUGGACGCACGCUCCUGUCUGCCUCCCCAGUCGACACCUCGAUGCUGGCUUGGUCUGUAGCCAUGGAAACAUGCACGCCACUGUGGAGAUUUGGGGGUGGGGGAGUGUCAUUGUUGUCAUGGUCACCAGAUGGGAGUAAAGUAUUUGCUGCAACGCCAUCUAAUCUGUUUAGAGUGUGGGAAACAAGACAUUGGGGCUGUGAGAAAUGGAACACAUCAACGGGAUUCUGCAAGGCUGCAUGCUGGUCACCAGAUGGAAGUGUUGUGUUGUUCUCCACUGAAAACCAGCCAAUCAUAUACUCUCUAACAUUUGCUGAAACCACCGAUGACACAAGCUCUGUGAUUGGUGGAUCCCAAACUGCAGUAGGUUGUGUGGACCUAUCAGAAACAGAGUUGCAAAAUGAGGAUGGAAAUUCAGUAAAGUUGGGCGGGUACAUUCAACAGCUGGCCUGGGACCCCCUCGGAGAAAGACUUGCAGUUAUGCUGGAAGAGACCUGUGAUUACGUUGCUGUAUUUAGGACCACACAAUCUCCUGUGCUGGAAAUAACACCCUGCGGGUUUGUUCGAGGCCUAGAUGGUGAGAAACCAGAGUUGAUUCAGUUCCAACCAAACUUCGAAGGUGGAUCUCUCCUCACUGUGGUAUGGUCCAGUGGACGCAUUGGCUACAUUCCAAUGAGAUACAUCCCCUCAUCAUCAAAAGGUGUCAAUACACAGGACCAACCUGCCCACUCAUUUCACAGCCAUAGAUUUACUAAUGGACUGUACUCUCAACAGAAUGGAGAAUAAAUUGUAUUGACAAUAUACGUCUAACGAUUAGUGGAGAAUAUUAAUUUUGUAUUCCCUCAUUUCACAUCCGUAGAUUUACUAAUGGACUGUACUCUCAACUAAAUGGAGAAUAAAUCUUAUUGACAAUGUAUUCUUUACAAUUAGUGAAGAAUACUUCUAUCCCAUUAUUUCACAGCCAUAGAUUUACUAAUGGACUGUACACAGAACACAAUGGGGACUAACUCUUAUUGACAAUAUCAUGCCUUAAGAUUAUUGGAAUAUACUUGUAUCACCUCAUGUCACAGCCAUAUGUCAACUAAUAGACUGUACACAGAACUCAAUGGGGAAUAAUUCUUAUUGACAAUAUCAUGUCUUACCAUUAUUAGAAUAUACUUGUAUAGACCCCUCAUUUCACAGCCAUAGAUUCACAGUGCACAGCCAUUUUGGACAUGUGAGGAUUAAAUUCUUAAAAUAGAUGACAGGAUCCCUCAUUUUACUGCCAAAGUUUAAAUAAUGGACUGUUUACCUGAACAAAAUGGAGAUGAAUCUUAUCGACAAAAUAUGCCUUAUGAUUAAUGGAGGUUUAAUGUAUCCCUUUAUUAUGAAAGGUAAUUAUGCUUUCAUUUUGUGUUGUAUUGUUUGUCCAUAACCUGUGAUAUGAAGUUUGUAAGUGCUAUAUGAAAUGAGUGCUAUAAAAUCUGAUGUAUAAUUAUAAUUAUUUAUAGAACUUUUCACAGUUCACAGUAAUUAUUGGCUUAAGAAAUUCAAUUCUUAAAAAGAAUAUAAAAAUGAAAUGAUGAGAAAUUUCAUUAUACCUAUGUUUUACAUAACUAUCUUUCAACCUGGUUAAGAUUAGACCCAAGCUUGUACUCUUGAUCCUACAAAUAAUUGAAAAAAACUGAUGUUUUCUGAUUACGAAUAUAUUCACGAAUGGUCUGUAAGGGAUAUAUUUACUAAUGGAAUGUGGGGAAUAUUUUCAUGAAAGGACGGUAGGGAAUAUAUUCACAAAUGAACUGUAAGGAAUAUAUUUACUAAUGGGAUGUGGGGAAUACUUUCACUGAAGGACUGUGCAGAAUAAAUUAUAUUCACUAAUGGACUGUAGGGAAUAUAUUCACAAAUGAACUGUAAGGAAUAUAUUUACUAAUGGGAUGUGGGGAAUAUUUUCACUGAAGGACUGUGCGGAAUAUAUUCACUAAUGGACUGUAGGAAAUAUAUUUUCAAAUGAAUUGUAAGGAAUAUAUUUACUUAUGGGAUGUGAGGAAUAUUUUCACUAAAGGACUGUGCCGAAUAUAUUCACUAAUGGACUGUAGGGAAUAUAUUCACAAAUGAACUGUAAGGAAUAUAUUUACUAAUGGGAUGUGGGGAAUUUAUUAAAUUAUUUAUUAAUGGGAAGUGGGGAAUAUUUUCACUUCUGGACUGUUGGGAAUAUAUUUACUUAUGGACUGUAUGGAAUAUUUUCACUAAUGGGAUGUGGGGAACAUAUUCACUAAUGGGAUGUGGGGAAUAUAUUCACUAAUGGGAUUUGGGGCAUAUAUUCACCAAUGAACUGUGAGGAAUAUUUUCUCUAAUGGACUUUGGGGAAUAUAUUCACUAAUGGGAUUUGGGGAAUAUUUUCACUAAUGGACUGUAGGGAAUAUAUUCACCAAUGAACUGUGGGGAAUAUUUUCACUAAUGCGAUGUGGGGAAUAUAUUCACUAAUGGGAUUUGGGGCAUAUAUUCACCAAUGAACUGUGAGGAAAAUUUUCACUAAUGGACUGUGGGGAAUAUAUUCACUAAUGGACUGUGGGGAAUAUAGUCACUAAUGGACUAUAGGGAAUAUAUUUACUAAUAAGAUGUGGGGGAUAUUUUCACUAAUGGGCUGUUAUGAAUAUUUUCACUAAUGGACUGUGUGGAUGCAAUGACUCAUGUGCAUGUAUCGUAUUUUGGUUGUUAUGCCCCCAUCGUUCACUGUCAAAUUCAUAUCUUUUAACUGCACUCUUAAUGUAGAUGAGAAAGAAUUCACUAUGUAUCAUAUUCUUGACUUCCAACUCUCUUAAUGUUUCCAUUUUGUAUCCCCAUAUUUCACAAUCAUGAUUCUCAGUAAUGUUCUCUUUAUUUUGGGGGAGAUAAAAUUCUCGAAUAUGAAUGAGGUUAGAGUCUCCAAAGACUGCAUUUCCAAAUGUAAUGGAUGAUAACGUUCAUUGAACCUUAGUCGAAAAAAAUGUCAUACUGUGGUGAAAAAACAAACAUCUUAACAUGUUUGAUAAUAGUAGCAAAAUGUUAUCAGUUACAGGGCAUAACUCCCAUCGUCAGAGAUGGAAGAUGUAAUAAAUGAAUUGACACAUCAUUAGCUUCGUAAUCAUAUAUUUAUAAAUGAGAGCGAUUCAUGCAAUACUAAUGCUUGACUUUUUUAUUAGGAAUACCUUUAUGGUUAUUAUGAUAUAAUCAUGAUAGUGUAAAGAGAAUAAAGAAAAUGCAAAA
Messenger RNA from Mya arenaria, 4055 nucleotides. Its product is annotated as aladin-like. The transcript has 14 exons. Gene Ontology annotation, biological process: nucleocytoplasmic transport. Gene Ontology annotation, cellular component: nuclear pore. The record is from RefSeq and is a predicted model, not a curated record. NCBI's taxonomy places the organism in Eukaryota, Metazoa, Mollusca, Bivalvia, Myida, Myidae. Bases 75 to 1616 code for a protein of 513 amino acids. Gene Ontology annotation, molecular function: protein binding.